Messenger RNA from Pungitius pungitius (ninespine stickleback), 1846 nucleotides. RefSeq lists its product as uncharacterized. NCBI's taxonomy places the organism in Eukaryota, Metazoa, Chordata, Actinopteri, Perciformes, Gasterosteidae. Bases 187 to 1308 code for a protein of 373 amino acids. The record is from RefSeq and is a predicted model, not a curated record. The transcript has 3 exons.
GCUUCGUCCGGUGUGCUUACUGUCGGCUGAAAGCACAAAUUAAAUUGUGCCCGUGGGCACUGCGGCAGCCCGUUCCCUUCAAGGCCUGAGAGGAGAGCGGUCCUCAGAGCAUCAGACGUCACACUAUCGCAGGGAACCAGCACUCACAGGUAAAGGUGAUCACCUCAGAGGUCAGAGUGCGUGCACAUGGCCGGCCUGCGCUGGGCGGUCGUGGCGCUGACCGUCCUCCUGUCAGCUGGAGACGGUUCGGCUGCUGUGGACCAGACGUGGCUCACAAGUAUCAUCGACGGCAUCAAGAAGGAGUACGCGCUCCCGGACGCCUUCAGCCUGGCCGUGAGCGUCCCGGGGAACCAGGACGUGAGCGACCUCCCGCGGCUCCUCCAGGAGGACCCGGCGGACCGCGUGAGAAAAGCCGUCUCCGGCGGCGGAGUGUACCGGGGCGCCCGGGUGGUGGCGGCGCCGCUGUCGCAGGUCCUCGAUAACCUGCAGACCCUCGCGGGCAGCAGCCAGGGCCGCUUCCUCGUCAUCUACGCCAAACGCUCCCCGUGCUCCCCCGCGGACGCCGGCGCCCUCGGCGACAAGGUCGACGUGGUGCGCCGGUGGCCCGGUUACGCCUUCGUGUUUUCCGAAGCCGGCCCCGCCGACGCGUCCUUCCGGUGUCCCGCGGUGUCCAAGCUGGGCCUCGACAACGUCUUCCGCUGCUACGCGCCCGCGGGCGACGCGCUGCUGCGCUGCGACACGUGCGCUUCGGGCGGAGGGGUCGCGCCUUCGUGCGCGGGAGGGGGGAGGUUCCGAGGUCCGCGCUCGCUAGCGGGUACCGACGACGAGGUGGCGCCGGGUGGCGGGGAAGCGGGCGUCACCGAAGCCCCGGCUGAGGGCGUGGGCGAGGCCGAAGCCCCGGAUAACGGCGUGGGCGAGGCCGAAGCCCCGGAUAACGGCGUGGCCUUACCCAAGGAAGCCGGCGGAGGGGGGGAGGGGGGCAAGGCGGCGAAGCAAUGCAAGCGGAAAGGACGCGGCAAGCGCAAGAGAGGCGGCGUGAGAAAGAAGAGCCGCAAGAGGGGCCGCAAAGGUAAAAGAGGGCGGGGCGUCAAGAAGCGCGGCGGGAGCAGGAGCAGGAGCAGGAGCAAGGGCAGGAGCAGGAGCAGGAGCAAGGGCAGGAGCAGGAGCAAGGGCAGGAGCAGGAGCAGGAGCAAGGGCAGGAGCAGGAGCCGGAGCAAGGGCAGGAGCAGGAGCCGGAGCAAGGGCAGGAGCAGGAGCAGGAGCAGGAGCAGGAGCCGGAGCAGAGGCAGGCGAUGGGGGCUGGAGUGACGCGGGUCAAAGGGCCCCGCGGAGUUUCCUGAGACAAACCAGCAGCGCUUUCUUAAGCCUUUAAUAGAUUUAGCCUUUGCCUGUAGCCAUUAUAUCAUUUCAACCGGCUUCAUCAAAAUUAAACUUGAUAAGAAAAAAGCAAUCAGGGGGGCGAAUAGACAACUGUAACGGUCCAAUUAACAGGUGGAGGUUGAUCCACAUCAGCCCAUUUCCUGGUCCUUUGUAAAGUCAAAUAUAGAGAGUGACUAGUCAAGAAUAAAAUUGAGGUGUGAGGUCCAGUCGUUGCCUCACUGUUGAUGAGAUAAUGGUUCGAAUCCCGGCUGCUCCAUGUGCCAUGUCAAAGUGUUCCUGAGCAAGACACCCAACCCCUAAUCGCCCCCCCAAAAUGUAACGCAUGGGUUAUAAUGCAAUGUAAGUCGCUUUGGAUAAAAGCGACAGCUAAAUGACAUGUGAUGUAGUGACUAAUGCUCCAAAGCGCUGAUAUAAGUCACUGAACCUCUGUUCUGCUGCUUUUCUGAAUAAAGCUCGUCUCAGCAUC